UAUUUUCAAACCCCAACAAAUCCUCCUUAAACCCAAAAACCCCCCAAUGGCCAACUUUCACUCUUCCAAAUCCGACGUCGACCACCGCCGUACCCGCAACCACCGCCACCACCACUGCCAACGCCAUCCAAAUCACCACCAAUCUCCCGGCGUUUGUUCUUUGUGUUUAACCGAAAAGCUCUCGAGAAUUAUCGCCCCCGCCGCUUCAUCGCGUAAUAAGAUCUCCAAUUCUCUUUCAUCUUCUUCUUCCUCUUCUUAUUACUCCUCUUGUUCCUCUGCUUCUUCUUCUUCCUCCUCUUCGCCGAAGCUUUACGGUUAUUACAAUUCGGAUAAUCAUCAUCCUCGUCGUAAGACGGCUUUUGUGUUUUCUGCGUCUUCGAUCUUUAAGAAGAGUAAAACGAUGGCGAGGUUGAAACGAGGAAUAACGACAACGGAGAGUGAUUGUGGAAAGAAGAGUAAUAAUACUGACUUAGGGUUUUGGUCGAGGUUUCUGAAUCGGCAUAGACUGAAGAGGAUGGAAUUUCAAGAGGUUUUGAUGCGUUCGAGAACUGUUGUACAGAGGAAUAACGUGCAUGGAUGAAUAGAAUCAAUCGAACACGUCUUGAAGAUUCGUUAAGAUUUUAUGAUUUCUUCAUUUUUUAUUUCUCCAUUUAAACAGAUUCGAUUACUUAGAUGGUUAGGGUUUGAUAAGACUUUGUUUGUGUAAAUAUGAAUUGAAAUCAUACGGGAGAUUGGUGAAGAUUGAAGAAAGGGUUUACGAUUAUCUCUUAUGAUUAUGUUUUGGAAUUUUAA
Molecule: messenger RNA, 792 nt
Organism: Cucumis sativus (cucumber)
Lineage: Eukaryota; Viridiplantae; Streptophyta; Magnoliopsida; Cucurbitales; Cucurbitaceae
Exons: 1
Coding region: 47-580 (177 amino acids)
Source: RefSeq, a predicted model, not a curated record